CCACGCCCGCGCGCACGGAACAGCGGAAAAAUGGCGCUAACAAUCCACUGUCCCACUCCCUUCACAGCAAAACUCCAUCGCCGUUUUCACGCGCCUGUCCUUCUGCCACGCUCCACCGGACACAAACUCGUCAUCAAUUCUCAGAGCCAGGACUCAGCUGCCGAAACCGACGACUCCGGCGAAGUAGCAGCAGCCUCGCCAAAGAAGUCGGCCUCGCCGGGCCUAGGGUUCGGAUCGAGUUCUGCAUCUCCGAGCAAGGCGAGUUCUGCGACUGUUACCAGUAAGAGGAAGCAGAAAGGGAAGAGAGAGAGAGUUUCCAUUAUCAGACGUUCGCCGGUGGAGAAGCCAGCUUUCAUUUCGAAGGAAGAUGAGAGCAGAGCGGGGGAGCAGAGUAAGAAUGAGAGUGCAUUCCUUCUCGCUUGGUUAGGUCUCGGUGGAGUUAUUCUCAUCGAAGGCAUUGCUCUCGCUGCUUCUGGCUUCUUACCAGAGGAGUGGGACAAGUUCUUCGUGAAGUAUCUGUACCCGUCCUUCACCCCGACAGUCUUCUUGUUUGUUGCUGGAACUGUUGCAUAUGGAGUAUUGAAGUACCUAGAGAAUGAGCAAAUUAAAGAUAAGAAAUGAUAUAUUUGAUUACAAUUGAUACCCUUUAGAUUGUAUAAACGGCUGCAACUAAAAUUAACUGUACCCCUUACUGCUUUCUGAUCUAAGUUCGUUCCAUUGAGGGGCACAAACAAUGUAUUGUAUGAGAUGAAUAGAGUAUUUUGGUUAGCAAUAGGAACUUUCCCCAUUAAUCUC
Messenger RNA from Punica granatum (pomegranate), 795 nucleotides. The record is from RefSeq and is a predicted model, not a curated record. NCBI's taxonomy places the organism in Eukaryota, Viridiplantae, Streptophyta, Magnoliopsida, Myrtales, Lythraceae.